Molecule: messenger RNA, 2709 nt
Organism: Salvia hispanica
Lineage: Eukaryota; Viridiplantae; Streptophyta; Magnoliopsida; Lamiales; Lamiaceae
Source: RefSeq, a predicted model, not a curated record
AAAUAUAAGCAAGGCUAUGCAAGCUAACGGCAUAACAGGGAGCAUAAUCUUAAAUCCAAAUGGAGAGGGGCAAAGCUCGACUGGAAACAACAUUUCAAGGAAGACUUUCCCCUAUUUUGAGAUGGGAGAUUGCUUCGUAGGCAUGGAGGAUGAGCUGAAGCUGCUUGUUCAUCACCUAGGGAAAGACACCAAGGAUCGUAUUAUAUCAGUGUGGGGAAUGGGUGGUUCAGGCAAGACCGCCAUUGCCAAGAAGCUCUACAAGGAGACCACCGCCUUUGAUCUCUUCGCAUGGGUUUGCAUUACUGAGCAAUGUGAGAGACGAUCGGUUUGGGAUGAUGUUUUGAGGCAACUAGAGAUUCAGAAUAAGAAGAAGAACAAUAAGAAGAAUAAGAAGGGUGUUUCAAGUCUGAACGAUGAGCUACGAAUAAGGGAGGAGGUUCCGAGUCUAAAGGACUCAGAGUUGAUUGAGAGACUACAUGAGAUACAAAGUAAAAAGCGAUGUCUCAUUGUUUUGGAUGAUGUUUGGGAACUUUCUCAUUGGGAUGAGUUGAAGCAGCCGUUCAUUGCCCAAGAUUCACAAAGCAAAAUAUUGGUGACAACACGGAAACUAAAAGUUGCAGAGAAUGGAUUGGCAGUGAAACAUGGGCUUUUACCUAUGGAUGCUGCUUUGGAACUACUUAAAAACAAAGCAUUUCAGCAUGGAAACAUUCCAGACUUUGCAUUGGAAGAAAGAUUUGAGAAUAUUGGGAAAGAAAUGGUGCACAAAUGUGGGUAUUUGCCACUGGCAAUUUGUCUACUUGGCGGGGUAUUGAGAAAGAAAAAUUCGAUGGAUGAGUGGGAAUUAGUCAACAAGGAUAUCAAAAAAGUCAUGUAUAGAGAUGAAAAGCAGAUUGAUGGAGUGCUAAAUUUAAGCUAUGAAAAUCUACCGUAUUAUUUGAAGCCUUGCUUUCUGUAUAUGGGUAUUUUCAACAAGGACGAAACCAUAUAUACUUGGCGUCUAUAUGAGAUGUGGAUAGCACAAGGCAUGAUUUCAUACGAGAAUAUUGGAGACAAGGAGGAGGAAACUUUAAUGGACAUUGCUGAGAUGUACUUAAGUGAGUUGGCCUCUAGUUCUCUAGUUGAAGUUACAAUUCAUUAUUCUUAUGAUGUUGCUAAUAGAACUAGAAAAUAUGAUAAAUGCAAACUUCAUGAUGUAGUUCGAGAACUAUGUUUGAAUUUGGGAAAAAGGGAGGAUUUUGGUUUGCUAAGGUUGGAGUAUCAGAGUGGGAAACUUAGUACCUCACUUGAGGAAGUUUCCUCGUAUAUGACAAUACGACAUUUGGUUAUCCAUUUCAGAAGUGAAGUUGAGCACGAGCAGACAGCCGCUCGUAAAGAUGUUAGCAAGGAUAUAAGGUCUCUUCAAUUAAACAAUCUCAUAGAAUCAAAAGUUGUUGAGUUCCCCCGAAGUAUAGUUGAUUUUCAGAAAUUCAAAUUGCUAAGAGAUCUAGUUAUAGUUAGAUUCAAAUUUAAAGGAGGGAAGUUACCAAGUGGAAUCACUAAACUUGUUCACCUUAGACGUUUGUGUUUAGAAGAAUGUGAACUUGAUAAGCUACCAUCAUCCAUUAUGAAUUUGGUAUAUAUGGAUACCCUUGAUUUAUUAUACUCAAGGAAUGUUGAAGUUCCAGCUGUUUUUAAGGAUAUGUUCCGAUUAAAACACUUGACUUUUCCUUACUAUGAAGAUGAAAAGGUUGGAAAUUAUGAAGCAAGGUUGGAUGAGGGAUUAGAUGGGCUGGAGAGUCUACAUUCCUUAGAUAGCAGAUAUCAUGAAUUUAAAUGUAUGGAUAGAAUGAUGAAUCUUCGACGUUGUGCAGCAACAGUACACAAUAAAGAAAGCUUGUUAGAUAUCAUGAAUACCAUUAAGAACAUGAACAAGAUAGUGUUUUGUCAAGUUUUCAUUGAAAGCAGUUGCGACGUAACAAGUGAGCGAAUGCUGGAGAAGGCUUUGACAUGCCCCAAUCUUCAUGACUUGAUGAGUUGGUCUAAGUUAGGGAAGGCGCUAGCAGAGUGCGAAAGUGACUUGAUGAGCUCGAAACUUAGGUUUUUGGAUCUGUUUAAUUCUGUGAUUGAGGAUGAUCCAAUGGGGAUACUGGGAAAGCUUCCUUGCUUGAUAAGGUUAGGAUUAUACUGGGAAUCAUUUGUUGGGGAGGAGAUGAGGUGUCCAGUAAAUAGUUUUCCUCGCCUCAAGAGGCUAGUGUUAAGAGGUUUACCAAAGUUGAGGGAGUUUAGAGUGGAGGCAGGAGCCAUGCCCCGUCUCUUCAAAUUAACAAUCGGAGAGUGUUCUUGUCUGGAGAUGGUUCCAGAUGGAUUGAGUGCCAUUUUUUCCCUUCAAAGACUUGUAAUUAAACAAAUGCCAGAAUUGAGAGAAAGGGUAUCACCAUCGGGACAGGAUUACCACAAAGUCCGCCAUGUCACUUCAAUUCGUAUCAAGCACUAGUCUUCACCCAGGUUGAGUAUUGAUUCUCUGGAAAAUAACUGACUAUCACAAAAGGUAUGGUGCUCGAAGAAAACAAUUUAUCUUUCUCUAAAGUAUAUUUGUGUUUGAAUUGAAAUUGGUGGUAUGUAAUAACUUAAUUAUUGAAUGUGAAGAAUUGUACUAUAAUUGUGUUUGGGUUGAGUUUGAUUUGUAUCGGAUUGUUUGAUUAAACUUUGUUUAAUGUUGAUCAUUUUACA